Molecule: messenger RNA, 1017 nt
Organism: Candidozyma haemuli
Lineage: Eukaryota; Fungi; Ascomycota; Pichiomycetes; Serinales; Metschnikowiaceae
Gene: RAD51
Product: recombinase
Exons: 1
Coding region: 1-1017 (338 amino acids)
Biological process (GO): mitotic recombination-dependent replication fork processing; DNA strand invasion; reciprocal meiotic recombination
Cellular component (GO): condensed nuclear chromosome
Molecular function (GO): double-stranded DNA binding; single-stranded DNA binding; ATP binding
Source: RefSeq, a predicted model, not a curated record
AUGUCAGACCACGUUGAAGACGACGAAGAAGGUUUCGGAGGCCCUUUGCUUAUUGAGCAGCUUGAAGGAAGCGGUAUCUCUCCUGGUGAUAUCAAGAAGCUUAAGCUGGAAGGAUACCACACGGUGGAGAGUGUGGCAUAUGCUCCAAAGAAGGCGUUGCUUACCGUGAGAGGUAUUUCUGAAGCCAAAGCUGAUAAGAUCAGUAUUGAGGCGGCCAAGCUUGUUCCUAUGGGCUUCACCACGGCCUCGGAAUUUCACAGCAGAAGGUCUGAGUUGAUUUGUCUUACCAGUGGUUCAAAGCAGUUGGAUACUUUGCUUGGUGGAGGUGUGGAGACUGGCUCCAUUACUGAAGUUUUUGGUGAGUUCCGUACUGGUAAGUCACAGUUGUGUCAUACGUUGGCAGUUACUUGUCAGUUGCCUAUUGAUAUGGGUGGUGGCGAAGGUAAAUGUCUUUACAUCGAUACUGAGGGUACGUUUAGACCCGUAAGACUUGUACUGAUUGCCCAAAGAUACGGUUUGAACCCGGACGAUUGUCUUGACAACGUAGCGUAUGCCAGGGCUUACAAUGCCGAACAUCAGUUCCAGCUUUUGCACCAGGCAGCGCAGAUGAUGUCUGAAUCCCGUUUCUCCUUGCUUGUGGUGGAUUCCAUAAUGUCCUUGUAUAGAACUGACUAUUCAGGACGUGGAGAAUUGUCUGCCAGACAGGGCCAUGUUGCAAAGUUCAUGAGAACGUUACAAAGAUUGGCGGACGAGUUUGGUAUUGCCGUUGUGAUUACCAACCAGGUUGUUGCCCAAGUUGACGGUAUGGCUGGAAUGUUUAAUCCUGAUCCAAAGAAACCUAUUGGAGGUAACAUUAUUGCCCACAGUUCUACCACUCGUUUAUCGUUUAAGAAGGGUAGAGGCGAGCAGAGAAUCUGUAAGAUCUACGACAGUCCGUGCUUACCAGAAAGUGAAUGUGUGUUUGCCAUUUACGAAGAUGGUAUAGGCGAUCCUAAGACUGAGGAGGACGAUGCUUAG